AUGGGUGUUGCUGACCCCGAACUCGAAGUAAAGAACUCGUCUGUGUCCCCUGAGAGGGACGUCGAAACCGGCGAUGUCAUUAUGGUGGAAGGACCAUUGACACAUGGUCUUGAUCGUCGAUUAACCUCGAGACAUAUCUGGAUGAUUUCCAUUGGUUCUGCCAUUGGUGAGGGUCUUUGGCUUGGUUCUGGUGGUUCUCUUCAUUCUGGUGGUCCCGCGUCUCUUUGGAUCGGUUUCUGGAUUGCCGCUUCUAUUGGAUGGGCUUUAAAUCAGUCCAUUGGUGAGUUGGCUGUUCUGUAUCCUGUUCCUUCUGCAUUCCCACAAUGGACCAGAGGUCUCGUUGAUCCCGCUGCUGCUUUUAUGAUGGGUUGGACUUAUUGGUUUUCUUAUAUGAUCACCAUUCCUAAUGAACUUGCCGGUCUGGUCACUGUCCUAGCAUACUGGGAUGAUAGUAUCAGUCCAGCUGUGUGGAUUUCUGUCUUUUUGGUUGUUUUGAUCCUUAUCAACGUUUUCGCAGUUAACGUUUUUGCUGAAGCUGAGACUGUUAUGUCUUUUCUUAAAUUCAGUUGGAUUAUUAUCGUUGUUGUUUGCUCCAUUGUUAUUUCCGCUGGCGGAGGUCCAACUCAUAAAAGCACUGGUUUUCAUUAUUGGAGGGAAAAGCCCUUCAUCAAUGGUUUCAAGGGUUUCUUGAGUGUCAUGCCCAACUGUAUUUUCGCUUUGACAGGAAUUGAACUUUCUGGUGUCGUUGCUGCCGAGGCUAGAAAUCCCAAAGCUUCUAUUCCAAAGAGUGUUCAAUCCAUCUGGCUUCGUCUUGGUUUCUUUUAUAUUUUGGGUUCGUUCAUGGUUACUAUUACCACAAACCCCAACGAUCCAAACUUGUUUGGCUCUGGUUCUUCUGCCUCUCCAUUCGUUAUUGCCUUCAAAAGUGCUGGUCUUCCUGGCUUGGCUCAAAUGCAAAAUGUUAUCAUUCUCAUCUCUGUUUUGAGUUCCGGUAAUGCUGCCAUGUACUGUUCUGGUCGUCUACUUCUUGGUUUGGCUGAACUCGAUAUGGCCCCUAAGCUUUUCAAGAAAUGUGAUAGUCAGGGUAGACCCUGGCCUGGUUUUAUUCUUACCACUAUCAUAGGUGGUGGUCUUGCUUACUUGAAUGUUGAUAAUAAGGGCUCCACUGUUUUCGGUUGGUUUUCUAAUCUGACCUCUCUCUGUGCUUUGGUUGUCUGGGGUUUGAUCUUUUUGUCUUCUCUUAGAAUGCGUAUUGCCUGGAAAUACAACGGUAGAAGCCUUUCGGAACUGCCCUGGAAAUCUAGCAGUAUGCCUUACGCUGCCUACUGGGGUCUAUUCUGGUGUCUUAUCCUAAUCGUCGUUGAAUUUUACCUUGCUGUCUGGCCACUUGGAGCUAAGUCUACUGCCAGAACCUUUUUUGCCAAUUAUGUUUCUGUUGUUCUUAUGAUCGUUGUAUACAUUGGGGCCAAGAUCUACUACAGAGGUCCAUUGUGGAUUCACAGACAAAAUAUUGACCUUGAUAAGAAAAGAUUUAUCUAUACUGAAGAACACGAUCUCCCUGAGCCUGAUGCAUACCAAGAGAUUUGGACCAUGAUCAAAGGAAAAAUCAAGAAAGAUCAGUAA
Sugiyamaella lignohabitans is the source of this 1623-nucleotide messenger RNA. RefSeq names its product amino acid permease GAP1 (gene GAP1). Gene Ontology annotation, cellular component: membrane. NCBI's taxonomy places the organism in Eukaryota, Fungi, Ascomycota, Dipodascomycetes, Dipodascales, Trichomonascaceae. Gene Ontology annotation, molecular function: amino acid transmembrane transporter activity. The record is from RefSeq and is a predicted model, not a curated record. The transcript has a single exon. The coding region runs from base 1 to 1623 and encodes 540 amino acids. Gene Ontology annotation, biological process: amino acid transmembrane transport.